Molecule: messenger RNA, 761 nt
Organism: Tuber melanosporum (Perigord truffle)
Lineage: Eukaryota; Fungi; Ascomycota; Pezizomycetes; Pezizales; Tuberaceae
Exons: 3
Coding region: 1-201 (66 amino acids)
Source: RefSeq, a predicted model, not a curated record
AUGUCUCCCCUGUCGGCUCCUGAGAUACAGAUGGCUGAGGAGGAGGGGUUGACCGGCUGCCUCACUCUUCCUUGGUGGUUAUCAGCGAGUCUGCACGCCUACGAAAUCUCGGCUAUUGACACGAGUUCCUUAUCAACCUCUGUCCCAAGCGCCGGCAGGGGGCGCACAGAAUUCCCAGCGUCCUGCCGAUCCAGGCGAUAGAUCGCGGAUAACGGGUCCCCGGAUGUGCCUAACAAGAAGAGAAAAGGUACUAAAGGGUUAGGUUAUAUAAAGCUUAGGAAAUCUGCUUCAUGCAGCCCUGACACCAACACCACUCUAGUACUGCGUAAUCUUCGUCUACCAUCGACCGGUCCCUUCUAAUUUGCUCCUUUCGUAUACGGUACUAUCUAAAUCCCGUAUCUGCGGGGGGUCUUGGUGUCGGUAGGGGGCUAUCGGUGAGAAUCCGAGAUUCUAUCGAUGAGAACGCUGUCGUGCUGUACCGUAUGUACGAGUAUACGAGCCAUUAUACUCGGAUGAUCAGCAGUACGGCUAAGCCGGGGUACGUUAGGCGGAGUUGUAUGAUAUCAACGGGAACGCGGUUGUGCUGGGGCGGUCAGAACUAGCGCGAGGUUUUACGAGCGGGAACGUCUGAGUACCAGCUAUUGUAUUAGGGCGGUUCAAAACCAUGACGAAGAGGAGGUAGGUGAAGAUCUGUGGAUGAGAUUCUACCUAUUGUACCAGGUGUUGAGAUAGCGCGGUUAAGAGCACGGUGUCAACUCCUA